Molecule: messenger RNA, 498 nt
Organism: Macrosiphum euphorbiae (potato aphid)
Lineage: Eukaryota; Metazoa; Arthropoda; Insecta; Hemiptera; Aphididae
Source: the annotation of a GenBank genome assembly
AUGCCACCAAAAUUCGACCCUAGCGAAGUCAAAGAAGUGUACAUGAGAUGUGUAGGAGGAGAAGUUGGUGCUACAUCUUCUCUUGCUCCGAAAAUUGGUCCAUUGGGUUUGUCUCCCAAGAAAGUCGGUGAUGAUAUUGCCAAGGCUACAUCUGACUGGAAAGGUCUAAAAAUCACUGUUAAAUUGACCAUCCAAAACAGAGUGGCUACAAUAUCUGUUGUCCCUUCUGCAUCAUCAUUGGUGAUCAAAGCUCUUAAGGAACCACCACGUGAUAGGAAGAAGGUCAAAAAUGUUAAACACAAUGGAAAUGUAACUUUGGAUGAAAUUAUUAACAUUAGUAGAACAAUGAGACCAAGAUCAAUGGCCAGAACUUUGGCUGGAACCGUAAAAGAAAUUUUAGGAUCAGCUCAGAGUGUGGGUUGUACUGUUGAUGGAAAAAAUCCACAUGAUAUCAUUGAAGGAAUUGAUGAUGGUGCCGUAGUUGUUCCGGAAGAAUAA